Molecule: messenger RNA, 3189 nt
Organism: Sus scrofa (pig)
Lineage: Eukaryota; Metazoa; Chordata; Mammalia; Artiodactyla; Suidae
Source: RefSeq, a predicted model, not a curated record
AACCUCAUAUAAAAUACCAAAAUACACUUUGGUAGUUCUUCAAAAAGUUAAACGUAGAACUACCAUAUGAUCCAGCAAUUCCACUCCUAGAUAUAUACCCCCAAAAACUGAAAACAAGUACCCAGAUACCCAUUGUUCUACACACAGCAUUAUUCACAAUAGCCAAAAAGCACAAACAACCCAAGUACCCAUCAACAGAUGAACGGAUAAACAAAAUGUGGUAUACAAUGGAAUAUUAUUCAGACUUCAAAAGGAAAUUCUGAUACAUGCUACAACAUGGAUGAACCUUGAAGACAUUAUGCUAAGUAAAAUCCAAUACAAAGGGAAAAAUGUUGUAGGAUUAAACUUAUAUGAAAUAUCCAGACUAGGCAAAAUCAGAGACAAAAAGUAGAUUAGAGGCUCUCAGCCACUGGGGGAAGAGGGGAAUAAGGAACUAUUACUUAGACGGUACAGACUUUGGAUGAAAAAACUCAGGAAAGAUAUGGGUGAUGGUUACACAACAUUACCAACGGCUUGAAGCCACUGGCUUUUACACUUAGAAAAGGAUAAAACACACAUAACACAUAGAUGUUAUUGUAUUUUACUACCAAAAAAAUGCUAAACACAAUACGUGGCACAUGAAAAGUGUUCAUAAAGGUUAACGGUAUUGUUAAUAUUAUUCCUGGGUGUGAUAAAGCAGAUAAUAAAAGUUACUGCAAUGUGGUCUUACGUGUACUUUCAAGAGGAAGAGUAAAAAGGGCCUGUUAGAACACAGAGCAAGUGAUGUAAGUAGUUCCUUUGAUGUGGGAGGCUGGGGAGUCUGUGCAGGAGGAGACUAAUAAACUCCUAUUAAACCCUUUGGGGAUGGGGGUUGGGAGGGCAGAGGACUCGGAGAAAAGGAUCCAAGAAGCUUCCUAAAGGGGGAACCACAGGAACUUGAGGCCUUAGCCAAGACACCUACCUCUCUGCCACUUUCUGAUCUAAGAACUAGGGUUCUGGUUUUUCAACGCCUGGGACAUACUCGGGGCUCCCAAGCCAGUGCAAUAAGGCUGCUAUUUCCUUUCGUCCUAACAGGUGGGGUCUUUCACCUGAGGCAGGGAUAAGAGGUUCAGGCCCUCCUGACCCACAGUGACCUGGCUACCCCUUCUUUCCACAGAUGCACCCCAGAGCUGGCCCUCCUGCCUUUGCCAUGGCUUCAUCAGUUUCCUGGGGUUCUUGCUGCUGCUGAUCACCUUCCCCAUUUCAGGCUGGUUUGCCCUGAAGGUCGUGCCCACCUAUGAGCGCAUGAUCGUGUUUCGACUGGGCCGGAUCCGCACCCCUCAAGGACCCGGUAUGGUUCUGCUCCUGCCCUUCAUUGACUCUUUUCAGAGGGUGGAUCUGAGGACACGAGCCUUCAAUGUUCCUCCCUGCAAGGUGAGGGGCUUCUCGGCUCCCCUGGACAGAGGGAGUCGGGCCUUGUGCAGGGUGUAUUGUGGAUGCCAGUACCUCAGCCUGUGAGUAUCCAUCAGGGGUGAGGGGUGGCAAAGACACCAAGAAAGAGGAGGAGGGAAAAUGGGAGGGCGUCCUUGCUCCAUCCACCUAACCCCAUGCCCCCGAGGAGCUAGAGACCAGGCGAGUGGGCCUGGCCUCCCUGAAGCCGCAGCCCCUCUUUCAUGUCCUCCCCCAACAGUUGGCCUCAAAGGAUGGGGCUGUGCUGUCCGUGGGAGCCGAUGUCCAGUUCCGCAUCUGGGACCCAGUACUGUCAGUGAUGACGGUGAAAGACUUGAACACAGCCACGCGAAUGACAGCCCAGAAUGCCAUGACCAAGGCCCUGCUCAAGAGGCCUCUGCGGGAGAUCCAGAUGGAGAAGCUCAAGAUCAGCGACCAGCUCUUGCUGGAGAUCAACGAUGUGACCAGGGCCUGGGGGCUGGAGGUGGACCGCGUGGAGCUGGCAGUGGAGGCCGUGCUCCAGCCACCCCAGGACAGCCCGACUGGGCCCAGCCUGGACAGCACCCUUCAGCAGCUGGCCCUCCACUUCCUGGGAGGAGGCCUGUCUUCAGUGGCAGGAGGUGCCCCUCUCCUGGGUACAGAUACCUUGGAGAUGGUGAGUGAGGUUGAGCCGCCUGCCUCUCACGCUGGUGCCGGGUCCAGCCCCAAACAGCCUGUGGCCGAGGGGCUGCUGAUGGCCCUGAAACCCUUCCUGUCUGAGGCCCUGGUCAGCCAGGUUGGGGCCUGCUACCAGUUCAAUGUCAUCCUUCCCGGUGGCACCCAGAGCAUCUACUUCCUGGACCUCACUACAGGGCAAGGGAGGGUGGGACACGGGGCACCUGACGGCAUCCCUGACGUGGUGGUGGAGAUGUCCGAGGAGGACCUGCAGGCCCUGUUGUGCAGGGAGCUGCGGCCCCUCGGGGCCUACAUGAGUGGGCGGCUGAAGGUAAAGGGCGACCUGUCUGUGGCCAUGAAGCUGGAGGCUGUCCUCAGGGCCUUGAAGUAGCAGGCUUGGCUGACUGGCCACAGCCCAGCCCCGAGCCUAGCACCAAGCCAGGGGGGCGUCUUGGAGGAGGAUGCAUUGGCAUUGCACCUUGGAUUAUUGACAAGUUUCAGGCCCAGCAGGAGCCAAGGAGUGGAGCUGGGAGACACAGGAGACUGGGAGAGGUCGGGUCAGGCAGCCCUGCCCCUCUUACCCACUUGGUUCUUUGGACAAGCCUUUGCUGAUCCUGGUCCCCUGCCAAGUGCCCAGCGUAAACUGGGCACACAACACCAUGACAGGAGAGCCAGGCCUGCUCGGGCCUGCUGGCCACCUGACUGGAGAGAUAGGGGUGACAGAAACAGCCUGACAGCAGCUGGUUUGGUCUCAAUGUGAGGGAGCAAUGCAUGUGGCUCGGGCCCCUGGCUCCAGAGCAGGGGUUGGAGAGGCUGGGGGAGGGGGAGGGAGAGGGGAGGUGGCCACCCAGAGGAGGUCCCUGCAGUGGCAGGGAGCUGGGGACCAGACUGGCCCACCUUGCUGAUUGCAGACUAGCCCCAGGCUAGCCCAAGGGAUGAGGGGGACAAGAAAGAGUGGGGCCUGCGCCUCCUGGCCCUGCUCCUGAAGAUGCCUUGUCUCAUCUCCAGCUCUUGUCUUGCAUGCCUUAGGGGCCAGGGCCCAGGGCAGCAUGCAGGAGAGCCCUGCCCUUUUCUGUGCUUCCUCCCAGAGGUUUGAAACCCUCAAAUAAAUAUGGUGUUUACAAUGUA